Sycon ciliatum is the source of this 423-nucleotide messenger RNA. Its product is annotated as integrase/recombinase xerD homolog. The record is from RefSeq and is a predicted model, not a curated record. The coding region runs from base 1 to 423 and encodes 140 amino acids. Gene Ontology annotation, biological process: DNA integration; DNA recombination. The transcript has a single exon. Gene Ontology annotation, molecular function: DNA binding. Lineage: Eukaryota; Metazoa; Porifera; Calcarea; Leucosolenida; Sycettidae.
AUGUCAGACGGGGGCCUCCGAACAAAUGACCUCUCCAUCACGCCGCAGGCCAUGCAGGUCACAAUCAAGAAGUCCAAGACCGACCAACUCGGCAAGGGUCACUCCGUCCAGCUCACAACCACCAACUCAACGGUUUGCCCGGUCAGAGCCAUGCAUACCUAUCUCUCCAGACGCGCCAACCUGCCCAAUAGACCACUGGUCGUCGAAAGCUGUGGCAAUUUCCUGGCUGCACAAAGACUCACACGUCUAAUCCGUCAGCUCCUGAGCAGCGCAGGGUACCCACCGAACCAGUAUCCACUGCACGGCCUCAGAGCCGGACCCGCAACCACAGGAGCAUUGAGCGGCUUCACCGAAUGCGAGAUCAUGAAACUCGGCAGAUGGCGAAGUGCCUGCUACAAGCACUAUGUCCGCUGUGGAAAGUAA